This is a messenger RNA of Cydia amplana, 712 nucleotides long. RefSeq names its product eukaryotic translation initiation factor 3 subunit A-like. Gene Ontology annotation, molecular function: mRNA binding; translation initiation factor activity. The record is from RefSeq and is a predicted model, not a curated record. Lineage: Eukaryota; Metazoa; Arthropoda; Insecta; Lepidoptera; Tortricidae. The coding region runs from base 29 to 697 and encodes 222 amino acids. The transcript is spliced from 4 exons. Gene Ontology annotation, biological process: translation reinitiation; formation of cytoplasmic translation initiation complex. Gene Ontology annotation, cellular component: eukaryotic translation initiation factor 3 complex, eIF3m; multi-eIF complex; eukaryotic translation initiation factor 3 complex, eIF3e.
GCGCGAGAAGCGCCGCCACGCGUCAGAGAUGGCCGCCGUGCGCGAGCGACAUCUGCGCGAGAGGAUCGCGCACAUCUCGCAGAGCGACGUCGGCAAGCGCGUGCUGUCCAAGCUGGACGAGGAGGUGCUGAAGAAAAUGGACGCGGAAGCGAUCGCCCAGCGCGAGGCCGAAGAGCUGAUGAAGGAGCGCCGAGAGCUGCAGGCCCGGCUCAAGUCGCAAGAGAAAAAGGUGGACUAUUUCGAGCGCGCCAAGCGUCUGGAGGAGAUCCCUCUGCUGCAGAAGAGUCUGGAAGAGAAGCAGGUGCAGGAUAAGGCCUUCUGGGAGCAGCAGGAGAAGGAACGCAUACAACAACUUAUCGAGGCGCGCACCCGCGACGUGGCCACCGCCGAGCGGCUGUCGCGCAUGCACGCGCACCGCGACGAGUUCGUGUCGCGGCUGUCGGCCGAGCGCGGCGCCGCGCACCAGCAGCGGCUCAAGGCCUUCGCGGACAAGCUGGCCGCCGAGCGCACCAAGCGCCGCCAGGAGCGAGCGCAGCAGCGCGCCGAGCAGCGCCGGCAGGAGGUGAGUGUCUACACCCGGGGCUGUACUAGCACCGGCAGCGGCUCGAGGCCUUCGCGGACAAGCUGGCCGCCGAGCGCACCAAGCGCCGCCAGGAGCGAGCGCAGCAGCGCGCCGAGCAGCGCCGGCAGGAGGUGAGUGUCUACACCCGGG